Microstroma glucosiphilum is the source of this 1623-nucleotide messenger RNA. RefSeq lists its product as hypothetical. Bases 1 to 1623 code for a protein of 540 amino acids. The transcript has 4 exons. The record is from RefSeq and is a predicted model, not a curated record. NCBI's taxonomy places the organism in Eukaryota, Fungi, Basidiomycota, Exobasidiomycetes, Microstromatales, Microstromataceae.
AUGACCUCCACGGCGGAGGUGCCUCUUCCUGCUGAGGCUGCAAUGGGCCCAGACAAUCAUGGCACUGCCACUCCCCUUCGUCUGCCAGUAGAGCUUCUCGAGGUAAUCAUUCCUCUGGCUUGUGGUGUUAGCCCCUCUGCCACACCCCACCACGUCGACGCAAAGGCCGCAGCUCGCAUUGCUCGCGUCUCAAAGCAACUGUAUCGUUAUGCUCUUCCACUGCUCUACACAUGCGUCACGCUAGCGAAACCUUCUCAGGUCCUCUUGUUUGCUCGCACCAUUGUGAAGAAACCCAAAUUGGCCAAGAUGACGAAAACAGUUUGGAUAGGUCCGAACACUGAUACCCUACUAUCGCCAUUCUGGUGGCCUCUCAACACCGAAAGAACUGCAAUGAGAUCGUCGCUUACGGACCCCGACAAGCUUCCCAAGGGUGUUGCGAGCGGAAAGUGGUGGCCGGUCCCGGCAUUACGCGAAUCAGGGGACAACGGCAGUGCCGAACGAUCGGCUGAAGCCGCUGUAGCCAGAUUGAUCAAGGCUGUUUGGCGGAAGAUGGGCGCUACCAUGACAAAGCCUAACAGAUGCAACAGAUGCUCAAGCUAUGGAAGACAUCGAAGCUGUUAUUACGAGGAGGAAGAGUGGCGCCUCAAAGCGUUCGAGGUCCAGCGCUUGCUCGACCAGUACUUGCAAGAAUGGCGCCAGCGUCAAAAUGCAGCUCUCUGGUCCAACGAAGAGUCAGUGGAGGACCCAGCUGUCCCGAAAGCAGCUGGCGAAGAGGACUGGCCCGAUCCGAAGACUUGGUUUUCGGGUGUCGCUUGGGACGACAUUAUUUUCGGUCGUGGUCCAUCUGACCUUUUUGAUCACCCGAGGCUUUACAACCGUUCCGGGGUUGGUAAAUUCUCAGAAGGAGCCAAAGAAUACAAGUUCGCCUUUUCGAAAGAGGGGUGGAAGCGGUACAUCGAUGUCGCCGAAUAUUACACGCUGGAUUCGAUCGACAACCUUCGAUCUCAAACAACUCCUACUGGACUGCUAGAGAUCACAAUUUUUGAGGUUCUCGAAGCCGCUAAAAUCAUACUGAUCAAGUUGCCUCAACUCAGUGCCCUGGCACUAACAGGCUAUGUGCGAGCUGUACUUUCUGGCAGUUUGCCUGCAGGUCCCCAGGGUACUCUUAAGUUGUUGUCGCUGGGACCAUUGGCACAGCCGCCUAGGCGACCUCUCGCAGAACAUCAACAACCUCUACAGAGUGUUGAAGUCAUGCAUGUCCAAAAUGACUGCCUUUCCUCAAGGGAGAUCGAGCUGCUUGACACGUUGCUGCCCAAGCUGAAAAAGAUUCGUUGGAAUUUCUGGGCCCCUCCAGACUGUACCACAGAAGCUGAACCCUUAGAACGCCCAGAAUGCGCACCCCUGAUCCGGAGGCCUGGAAGCAACGACCCAUCCGAGUUCUUGCAGAUGCAAGGAAUUAUGCUUACUUCAACGCUCAUCACGCUGCUUUACGAAACGAUCGUCGUCUGGGCCUUCAACCUAGUGCAGAAGCAAUGGAACGAAGAGGUCGAGAAGAUGCUGCGCAACGACACUCAGCUCUUCCCAGGACUUGUCUUCCCAGACAACGACACGAGCGGCCGAUAA